Molecule: messenger RNA, 765 nt
Organism: Saccostrea echinata
Lineage: Eukaryota; Metazoa; Mollusca; Bivalvia; Ostreida; Ostreidae
Exons: 7
Coding region: 1-765 (254 amino acids)
Biological process (GO): protein ubiquitination
Molecular function (GO): ubiquitin-protein transferase activity; metal ion binding
Source: RefSeq, a predicted model, not a curated record
AUGCAGUGGCAGUUCCCUAUGGAAGCAGGCAUCCUUCUGACUUUAUCCUGUUUGCUUUAUGGUGGAGGUCAUGUUGCUGCCUUUAAACACGACUUAAACGUGGAUGCAAGAUUGAUAAUUAUUUCUGACGGAUGGCCAUCAACAUCAGCAAAUAUAGGGGCUCAAGAAAUCGACAAAAUGAGCAAGGAAUCAUUAUACGAUGGGACUAUUGCGAGAUUAAACUCAUUAAUCAAAACAAUAGGAAAAACUAGCCCUAUUGUAUGUAUUCCUGUGGGAUCUGAUCCAAACAUUAGAAUGACUACUCAUAUUUUGGAUGCAAAGGAAGUAGGUCAAGUAACACGCCAAGAUAUUGGGAGAAUUGCAAGAUUUUCCAGCAUAGAAACUGACUUCACUGAAAGUGAUUUGGAGGACGUCUUCACUAUAGUUAAUGGUUUAAAUGCAUACAAACCACCCACUGUUGAAGAUCUGAAAGAUGAUGAUGAUGUCUUUACUGAACGUCAUGCAAAUCUUCCUACAAUUGGUACAAGAGUAAAACGUGGACCACACUGGACCUAUAAAAACCAAGAUAGUAAUGGACCUGGAACAGUGAUUGGGCACUCUGAAAAAUUUGGUUGGGUUUUCGUGGAAUGGGACAACGGCGUUCGAUUGAGAUACCAGUAUGGAUUCGAUGGUUUGGAUGAAAAAUAUGACAUCGCUACAACCAGUGAACCAAGAGUUCUCAUAAAUGAAUUGAUAGCUGUUGGUUGUUUGGUUAUCAGAGCAUAG